UCGAACAGAUGUGAUAUAAUACUUAGUAUAAGCGUUCACAAUUCUCAUAGAAAUUAAUAUCUUUCCACGUUAUUAUUUAAAUACUGGAUUUAUUUCGUAAUAUUUUAUUUAUUUGUAAUAUUUUAAUAAAAAACUGAAAUAGCUAAAGCAGUGCGUUUGCCGUUCAAGAUAGAUUGCAAUAAAUAAAUCUUUGAACAAAGAAAAAAGAGAAUCUUUGUGAUCUAAGUGAUAACAUUGCAAGUGAUAUGAGUCGUAGCACGAAAAGUCGUAGUGAUAAAAACGAAGUGCGAAGAUCCGCAUUAUCGUUCGUUGCAAACGGUUCGCUCGACGUUGACCAUAUAUUACAAUCCGAUCCUUUGAUAGAUGUUAAAAUGUUUGAAAAGAGUGAAGCUGCUUGUAUUCAAAAAGUGCUGAAUGAUUUCGACAAUAAGAUUACACAAGAAAAGGCUCUUAAAGCAAGUCUUACCGCGAAGAAAAGUCCGAGAAAACGUCUGAGUUCUACGAAAAAAUCCCCAGUAAAGUCUCCAAUAAAGGACCCGAUGGAUUUGCCUGGGACUUCAUCAAAUACGAAUAGCAACGUUAUUGAAGCAAAAACUGUAGUAAAUAAAAGGAAAAGAAAUUCAACAAAGCCUCGACAGACCUCUAAGACGGUUGAGCAAACAAUUUCACUAGAACUUCCAUGUGAUAUUGAUAAUGUAAAAGAAAAGAUCCAAACAUUUUCAGAAGCUAGUGGCGAGAAGAAUGUCGAUUCAAUCAAACAUAUAACAAAUAAAGAAAUUUUGCAGAACAUAACAAAUAUCAGUGAGAAAAAUCUGCAAACGAGCACUCCUAAAAAAGAAAAAUCUAAAACACCAAAAAAGACGGCAAAAAAGGAAGAAUCAAUAAGGGAGAAUCAAAAGGCAGAAAUUAAAAAACCGAAAAUUAAAGAUUCUGAAAAUAAGUCAAAGACAGAUGUUGGGCGCAAAGAAAAACAGAAAAUAUCGAAGCAGAAUACAAAAGACGAGCAAGGCGAAAAUGCAGGCGCAAGCAUGCUUAGUGGAAAGAAAAAAACAAAUGUGGAAUUAAAAAAUAAUUUGGAGUCUAAUAAAAUAAAUAAAGAUACAUCGAAAAAUAAAGUAAAAGAUAAGAAAGAGCGAAGUUGCGCGACACUUCUUAGCGAAAUGGGAAAAAAAUGUGAAGUGGAAGAAAAUAAUAAUAUAGAAAAGAAUACUAAAUCUAAGAAAUGCGACAAAAACAUGCCUAAUCAAUUGAAAGAGAAGAAGCUAAAAGAAGAAAAUUCCGAAAACAAACUGCAAAAAAACGCCCAAUCAAAUAAAUCAUCGCAAAUAAAUAACGUAAAGAAUAUAAAAUGUCAAUGCAAAAAAAGCUGCGCAAAACGUGCUGACAAUAAAUGUUCGAGAGAAAAAGAGCAUGACAAAAAGAUGAGACAACAUAAAAAGAAUAAAAAGACUGCGAGAGCUAUGCAGGAUCUUAGCCGACGUAUAACAAUUGUCAAGGAGAAAAUAAAACGCAUUAAAAACGAUUUAGAGAGCAGCGAGUCAUCAGAUUCUGGCAGCAGUUACACUGACGAGUCAUCGUACUCGUCACAAUCAUCUUAUUCAACGUAUUCAUCUUCAUCAUAUUCAUCUGAUUCCUAUUCGUCCUACUCUUCGUGCACCUGUAGCUGUUCAAAUUGCCAUUGCGAUGAUUACACCGACACCGAAUACACCCUUGAUUCAUGCAAUUCUUCGAGUUUUAGUGGAAGUAGCAAUAACCAAACCGAGACUGCAGCGAAACAAAAGACUUGCAGUAAAAUAAAUUAAAAAUAAAAUUAAAGCAAAUUAAAGAAAAUUAUUAAAGAAUAUUUGAUCGUAUAUUUUGUAAACUCAAACAGUUUGAAAUAAAACCGGAAAUUUCAAUGAAAUCAAGCACAAAAAGCUCUAUUUUUAUUAUUAUUAU
This is a messenger RNA of Temnothorax curvispinosus, 1938 nucleotides long. Its product is annotated as glutamic acid-rich protein-like. The transcript is spliced from 8 exons. The coding region runs from base 246 to 1802 and encodes 518 amino acids. Lineage: Eukaryota; Metazoa; Arthropoda; Insecta; Hymenoptera; Formicidae. The record is from RefSeq and is a predicted model, not a curated record.